This is a messenger RNA of Gavia stellata (red-throated loon), 1230 nucleotides long. RefSeq names its product LIM homeobox transcription factor 1 beta (gene LMX1B). The coding region runs from base 1 to 1230 and encodes 409 amino acids. The record is from RefSeq and is a predicted model, not a curated record. Gene Ontology annotation, cellular component: nucleus. NCBI's taxonomy places the organism in Eukaryota, Metazoa, Chordata, Aves, Gaviiformes, Gaviidae. The transcript is spliced from 8 exons. Gene Ontology annotation, biological process: regulation of transcription by RNA polymerase II; neuron differentiation. Gene Ontology annotation, molecular function: RNA polymerase II transcription regulatory region sequence-specific DNA binding; DNA-binding transcription factor activity, RNA polymerase II-specific.
AUGGAUAUCGCAACAGGUCCCGAGUCCUUGGAAAGGUGCUUUACGCGGGGCCAGUCGGACUGCUCAAAGAUGCUGGACGGUAUUAAAAUGGAAGACCACCCUCUGCGCUCGGGUCCGGCCACGUUAGGAGUGCUGCUGGGGUCGGACUGCCAGCACCAGGCCGUCUGCGAGGGCUGCCAGCGGCCCAUCUCGGACCGGUUCCUGAUGCGGGUGAACGAGUCCUCCUGGCACGAGGAGUGCCUGCAGUGCGCGGCGUGUCAGCAAGCCCUCACCACCAGCUGCUACUUCCGGGACCGAAAGCUCUACUGCAAGCAGGACUACCAACAGCUGUUUGCUGCUAAGUGCAGUGGCUGCAUGGAAAAGAUUGCCCCAACAGAAUUUGUGAUGAGAGCCCUGGAAUGUGUUUACCACUUAAGCUGCUUCUGCUGCUGCGUUUGCGAACGACAGCUGAGGAAAGGGGAUGAAUUUGUUCUUAAGGAAGGGCAGUUGCUCUGCAAAAGUGACUAUGAAAAAGAGAAAGACUUGUUGAGCUCAGUCAGCCCAGACGACUCAGACUCAGUUAAAAGUGAUGAUGAAGAUGGAGAUGUUAAGCCCACCAAAGGACAAGUAACCCAAGGAAAAGGAAGUGAUGAUGGGAAGGACCCAAGAAGACCUAAACGACCAAGGACAAUACUUACUACGCAGCAGAGACGAGCAUUCAAAGCAUCCUUUGAAGUGUCUUCCAAGCCCUGUAGGAAGGUCAGAGAAACACUAGCAGCUGAAACAGGACUCAGUGUGCGAGUUGUCCAGGUCUGGUUUCAAAACCAAAGAGCAAAGAUGAAAAAGCUAGCACGAAGGCAUCAGCAGCAGCAGGAGCAACAAAACUCGCAGCGACUAGGGCAAGGUAGGGAAUUUGCAGUGAAGGCAAAGCAAGGGGAAAAGAAUCUGCAAGAAGUAAUGUCCAACCGAAUGGAAGGGAUGAUGACAUCUUACACACCACUUGCACCACCACAGCAGCAGAUUGUAGCAAUGGAUCAAAGCAGUUAUGGCACAGACCCAUUUCAGCAGGGUCUUACCCCUCCACAAAUGCCAGGAAACGACUCCAUUUUUCAUGAUAUCGACAGUGAUACCUCUUUAACUAGCUUGAGCGACUGUUUUCUUGCCUCUUCCGAAGUUAACUCCAUGCAGGCUAGAGUAGGAAACCCCAUUGACAGGCUGUACUCUAUGCAGAGCUCGUAUUUCGCCUCAUGA